This is a messenger RNA of Lingula anatina, 1815 nucleotides long. RefSeq lists its product as uncharacterized. Gene Ontology annotation, molecular function: zinc ion binding; protein binding. NCBI's taxonomy places the organism in Eukaryota, Metazoa, Brachiopoda, Lingulata, Lingulida, Lingulidae. The record is from RefSeq and is a predicted model, not a curated record.
CCCGUGUGUCGCCAAGAGGCCCCCGUACCACCAGGUGGGUUAGAAACUCUAGUGAAAAACUUCUUCUUAAGAAAAGUAACAGACUUCAUGAAAGACCAGAAAGCGCCCGAGGGAAGACUUUGUGAAUAUUGUAACCAUAAAGAUGCCACUCUCAUGUGCCAAGGAUGUCCAAAAACCAACCAACUGUGCGCUACAUGUCGUGAUAUUCACGACAAAAUACCGUCUUGUGAGGGACAUUCGUUUGUACCUCUGUCACAAGUAGACCCGUCACCUAACCCAGUAAAUAUACGAGAACAAUUACGCCACAUAUUAGAUAAAGCUCAAUGCUGCGACAAACACGACAGCGAGUUGCUGACAUUCUAUUGUGAAGAGGAUGACACCGUGGCAUGUAGAGAUUGUAUUUUGGAAACUCACAGUAAACAUGACUUUAAGAAAAUAGGGGAUGUGGUGAAAGUUCAACGGGAGUUAAUACAAGCCAAGUUUAAAUGUCUAACAACCGAAAAACUGACUCGUUUUGAAAAGGCAGAAAAAGUCAUUAUGGAAACCGAAGACGAAGUGACUGAAAAUCAGACAAAGGUUCUUCGUUUGGUAGAUUCUCAAAAAUUAGCUAUGACUAAGGAGAUAAAUAAAAACAGUAAAACAUUUAAAAGAGAAAUCAAAGAUUAUUAUCAACAAGUAGAGAAGGACGUACGUCAACAGACCGACGCAUAUUUGACCUCUGUCAAACAACAUUUGGAAACAUAUGAAACAAAAAUUCAGUCCGAUUACACCGAAAUGAAAAGAUUUAUAAAUGACAAAAGCAGGGAAAUAACGACAGAAGUUAAGGCACUCACCUCCACGCAGAUGAAGACUUUAGAAGCUAAAAAGGACAAGCAAGAAAUGAACAAGAUUUCCAUUCAGAGCAUUCGUGAUUUCGCUCAGCAACUCACAGACACCGGUUCUGACAUCGAGGUCAUGGCCCACUCUAAAAAACUCCAAACUAGAAUCCAGGAGUUAGAGACAGUAGAACCAGUCUUUGAUACCAUGAUCACCGAUAUAACAUUUACACCAGGGAAAACAGAAAUGGACCUUGUGCUACAGUUGCCCAAAAGCCCUGAACCACAGCUGUCCAUAGAAACGGGGUCCAUUACGGCCAAAACAUACCGGGGUCCCUUGGAUUCAUAUUUUGGAAGUUUAAAACAAAAGAGAGCGAACUAUCCUGCGGUGAAGGAAUUUAUGAAGGUUACCUGGCUUGAUAAGCCUGAGCGGAAUGUUUGUUUUAACGUGAGGGGUUGGCUGCGGGAUAUCCAGUGCACAGAUGACGGUUGCAUUUUAGCUGUACAUGAUGACUUUUCCUGUGGUAAAACAGGGUCUGUAUUCUCCAGCACAGGUCAAUGUAAUCGUGAGAUCAGUAGAGUGGUAAAGGCGAGAAUCCCUAUCCCAAUGUGUAGUGGUGUCUUACUGCGCUGUGCAUACCACCACGGCAUCAAUGCAAUCAUAGUCAGCGACUACUGGGCCCACUGUGUGUAUGCAGUGACACCCCAGGGUGUCGUCAUUUUCCAAUACGGAACACGAGGUCAGAGUGGAGGUGGAGACGGACAACUGUGGAAUCCAGGUGCAGUGUGCGUAGAUACGUUUGGACACAUAUUCAUAGCUGACCGUGAUAAUGACAGGGUGGUUGUCCUUGGUUUAGAAGGAAGAUUUCUAGGAAACAUUUUGACAAAGAGUGACAACAUUGAACUUCCUAUAUCAGUCGCUGUCAACAGUAACUGGGAGCUUGUUGUUGGAACCGCCGGUGGAGAAAUAUCCGCGUAUAAGUAUAUUGCUCAGAAAUGA